GCAGCUGCUCCUCUCGGUCCGUCUCGCGCUCGGUUCCCGGAUGUCGGUUCCUCAGUUGAACACUCGGUGCGGUUUCAUGUUUAAAGGAAGCACCGCGUCACACUGAACAAACCGGAAGUGGAUUAAGCAAAAACAAAACAGAAGCUCUGUUCCGAGGAAUCCUGCCUGCUGCUGUUUCAUCCAAAAUCAACUGGAGUGACACUUUUUAAAUUUCUAUGAGUUGAUGUGUGGAGACGGAGAGAGCAGAGAGAAGGAUGGAGAGAGCGGAUGGUGCGAGUGUGGAGCAGCAGGCAUGGGGGAAACUGGUCCGAGUCGGAGCCUCAGCAGAAUCAGCGCUCACUCUGUUACUUGUUAAUAAAGAGUGUACAGUGGGCCGGAGGAAAGGCUGUGAUUUGUCGUUUCCCGCCAAUAAACUGGUCUCAGGUGAUCACUGUAAAAUCACACAGGAUCGGGAGUCAGGACGGGUGUGGCUUGAGGACACCAGCACUAAUGGGACGGUAAUAAACAUGUCCAAACUGGUGAAGAAACAGAGCCACUUACUGCAGGACGGUGACGUUAUCUACUUCGUGUACAGGAAGAGUGAACCAGAGCAGAACAUUGCGUAUGUGUAUCACUUGAUCACACCUGAACACUCAGACUCUCAGGAUACUGAAGAGCUGAUGGAGAGAAUCGAUCCGGACGUUGAUCCUGCUCCAGUGGAACCGGUUACACUCCCAUUCAUACCGCAGGAGAUGAAGAUCCAGCCUGGCUUCGAGGAAUCUCAGCCCUCUACUUCCUACAACAUCGCUGAGCCGACCACACACACUCACACACACACUCUCAUAGGAACAGGUUUUAGUGACGUGAGAUCAGCGCAGUCCUCAGUGAAGCGUAUGGAUGGAGAGAGUGAGACAGAGGAGUGUGUACAGCCAGACAGGAAGAGACAGAAAACAGAAGAUCCUUGCACGGUUUAUUCCGCUGUGGGUGAAUCCAGCGCUCCAGCAGCUCCUCCUAAAUCAGGGAAAGAUGGAGGAGAAGGAAGCAAAACGGAUAAAAUGGAGGAAUCCCUCACCUGCAUCAUCUGUCAGGAUCUGCUACACGACUGCGUCAGUCUGCAGCCCUGUAUGCACACGUUCUGUGCAGCGUGUUACUCUGGGUGGAUGGAACGUUCCUCUCUCUGUCCCACUUGUCGCUGUCCUGUGGAGAGAAUCCGCAAAAACCACAUCCUCAACAACCUGGUGGAGGCGUACCUGCUCCAGCACCCCGAGAAGUGCCGCAGUGAGGAGGACGUGCGCAGCAUGGACGCUCGUAAUAAGAUCACUCAGGACAUGCUGCAGCCCAAAGUGGAGCGAUAUUUCUCCGAUGAAGAAGGAAGUUCUGAUUAUCUGUUCGAGCUCUCUGAUAACGACAGUGACAUGUCGGAUCUCAGUCAGCCAUACAUGACAUGCAGGCAGUGUCCAGGAUAUAAAAAGGACUUUAGCCCCGCCCCCUGGAUCUGCGGCUCCACCAGCGAGACGGCACCGACACCUGGAGACAGACCGUCCACGUCCUCAGAUACCUGCACAGAAGCUCAGGGGUUCACGUGUCCCCCUCAAGGCAGUCACCUGAUCUGUACCUGCUGUUUACAGCCAAUGCCUGAUCGGAGGGCGGAGCAUGUUGGCACAAACCCCUCCCCCCAGCACUGUUUGGUGUGUCAGAGGCCGUUCUGUCACCUGUAUUGGGGCUGCCAGCGAGUCGGGUGUCAGGGCUGCUUGGCACGGUUUAGCGAUCUGAAUCUGACUGAUAAAUGUCUGGACGGUGUCCUCAACAACAAUCACUACGAGUCUGAAAUCCUGCAGAAUUAUUUGAGCUCCAAAGGAAAGACGUGGAAGGAGAUGCUGCAGGAGGCGCUACAGAGCACACAGCAAGACCUCUACCACCUUUCAGAUUACCGUAUCAAUGGGAACUCCUUCCUGUGUUACUGCUGUGGACUUCGCUUCUUUAAAGAGCUUGCGUACUCUUACAGAGCUAACAUUCCUCCUGCUGAGCUACCAGCUGCAGUGACGGUGAGACCAGAUUGUUAUUGGGGUUGUAACUGCAGAACACAAAUCAAAGCUCACCACGCCAUGAAAUUUAACCACAUAUGUGAGCAGACACGCUUUAAGAACUGAGGUUGUCCUCUGGAUGGUGAAGUCACAGCUUUGGAUUUAAUUUUUUUAAACCUAAUUAAUAAUCUUGGUGUUACAAUAUGCAAAUUCAAUCAGUUUGAGGGCAAAGAAACUGAUGUUGCUUUGUAAUAGAUAUAGUUUUGAUGUUAAUCUGCACUUUCUGUGUGAGUGUGUGUGUGUGUGAGAGAUCAGAAUUCAGUUUAAAAUCAGAUGAAAUGAGCAAUCGGGACUGUACUGUACCGUAGCGUACUGGACUGUGACUGUUGAAGAUGGAGCUGCCAUUAAUCAAACACUUAAACGUUGUGCCUAAUUAGUAUAUGCUGGUUUAAUAUAUUAUCUCUUCAGUAUCAGUUAUGUUGAUAAUUAAUGCUAAUAUCUUGUUGCUUGUUUUCUCCUUUGAGAUUCUGCUUUGCUGUAUUGUUGUUCCUCAUGAUGAUGUGAGUUAAGCAUCGUGGGUAACGUGGUGUUUAUCGCUCAGAAAUCUGUUACCGGCUUCCUGUCUGAAUCUUGAGCUUCCACUGGACUUUUUUUUUUUUUUUUUUGCUGUAGCUAAGUAUUUCUGUGCACAUUUUGUCCAUAUUAUCACUUUUUAAUACUGGUGUUAGACAAAUUUCUGUCUCACACACAUGCGUGUGUACACACUUGCUGUCUAAUCUAUCCUAUGCAUGAGAAAAGACUAAAACAGUCUGAUAAGACGCACGAACACACCGCUGCACAUUACUAUCACCUCAAUCAGCUGCUGCUUUCACUUUUCCUGCUCCGGAGACAAAAACCGAUGCAGGUCGCCAUAUUUAAUCAUUAUUUCCACUUUGACUCUUUAUUAAGGGCUAUUAGGAGUCAAUGAUUAACCCAUGUCUCUGCUUUGGACAGCUGUGUGUUCAUUAAAAAGCCAUUCUAAUCAAGGAUUUUGUAAUUAUGAUGUACAGAGAUACGACAGGAGUCACUAACCACCAGUGUGUCCUAAAUGUGCACUAAAUUUGGAGUAUAGCUGGAGUAUCCUAGUGUGUGAUAAAACAGAAAAUAACCACUCUAACAGUUAUGAAUAUUUUAAUAAUUAUGGCUGGCUGCAGGAACAGCAACAACAAACAGAAAUAAAUCUGUGAUAAAUAAAUGGUGCUGCAAUAAUACACUGUCGUGAGAAUGGAAUAUGAUGACGCGUGUUUUACUCAUGAGGUGAGAGUCGAACCUCGUACUGUACAAUUACACUGACACACAUCAUCCUGUACUGUCCCACAAUAUAAUGCUGUUAUUAUUCCACAAUAUAUGAUAAGUCACUGUUACUCUUCCACAACCUUACACUGUUAAUUACAUCAUACUGUACUGUUACGAUGCCAUGCUGUGCACCACACGACACUUUUACUCUCAGCCACUCUCACCUCAGCCUCGUGUUCUGCCGACUGUACCAGCCUGGAGUUUUCAGCCAGAGUAUCAUGACAGGAAACAGCUAUUAGUUCACGCACAAGUAGCACAGAUUUAUUUUCAGUCUGCUGGAGCACGCCUGUAGCCAUCUGUACGCCGGCUCUGUAGUGUUGUGAAGAUAUGAGAUAUUAGUGGUUAUUUUUAAUAAUCCUGGAUUUACUUAAAGCUUCAUUAAAAAGUUCAAGUGAAUAAUAUUUUGCUGAUGACAAAUUGAGAACCCGUUGCAUUAUCAGUAAAACCAAUCAAUCAUUUUUAGAUAUGUGACCCUUUUUAAACAAUUUUCAGCCAAAUUCUAACCUUUACUUUUGCGCUCAUGUUGCACUUGAGAAGCCACAAACUCUAGUCAGUGAAACACUUUGAGGCCUUACGCAGUCAAUCAUAAAACAAACUGGAGUAUGUGUCUUCAUGUGUUUGUGUUGUGCUAUAGGCAGCAAUACAGCUCUAAAAUGAGACCUAUAAUAUUGUAGUUUAUGGUAUUUGUAAAUAUCAGGAAGAAUAAAAACAUCCACGACAUUAUUAGAGAGAGACUUCUGUAAUCCUCAAGUUACUAAGAGAGAAUCCACCACUUUUCUGACACUAUUAACGUCCUUAUUUUGACAUCUUGGGUAGGAGUUUAAAUUGGUCAUUAUUUGUUUUCGCCCUUUUAUAAUGUAAUAAAUUGGUUACGUGUGCAUGAUAAUUGAUUAAAGGCCGCAAUGGGCAUCAGUUCAGGCCCAUUCAGGAUGCUUGAGUCAUGCUGAAGCACCUGUUUGGGAUUUAACCUAACUUCAGAAACUGCUUUGUAUUAUAUGAAGGAAAUUGUUCACAUUAAAAUGACAUUUUAUACACUUAUCUUGUAAAGUCUUGCUCUUGUUCUACCUCAGCCAAGCUGAAGCAAUGGGUUGAAAACAAAUAAACUAUGCUUUAUGUGUUCAGUAA
Messenger RNA from Neoarius graeffei (lesser salmon catfish), 4463 nucleotides. RefSeq names its product checkpoint with forkhead and ring finger domains, E3 ubiquitin protein ligase (gene chfr). Gene Ontology annotation, cellular component: nucleus. NCBI's taxonomy places the organism in Eukaryota, Metazoa, Chordata, Actinopteri, Siluriformes, Ariidae. Gene Ontology annotation, molecular function: protein binding; ubiquitin-protein transferase activity. Gene Ontology annotation, biological process: mitotic cell cycle checkpoint signaling; protein ubiquitination; ubiquitin-dependent protein catabolic process. The transcript is spliced from 19 exons. The record is from RefSeq and is a predicted model, not a curated record. Bases 255 to 2129 code for a protein of 624 amino acids.